AUGUUAUUCCCUGUUACAGAUCCUAUAAAUAUCAUCAAUAUUCAAUGCAAAACUCAUCCUAUUAUUUAUCAAAAUCAUCCUAAGGGAUGGAAAUGGUUUUACCAGCUGAAUUACGAAGAUUGUAAUAGGUAUUUCGAUAUUGUCAGCAAAAAUGAUACUGAAAUUGCAAAAAUGUGGCAUAAUGGCGAAUUUUUCUUUAGAAUGGAUAUACCUGGAAACAGAAUUUUUUAUUCUAUAGUAUAUGUAGCUGUUUUUAACUACGCAUAUCUAUCUCGUGAGCCAGCUACUCUUGACUAUGGACUCAAAUUGUACGUUGAUAAGCAACACGGCGAAUAUAAGCAGAAGAAAACUGUUGGCGAGUACAAUAUAGGCGUUUACGUUAUUGAUUUAUUUGAAAUGUUUGGACAUUUAAUUCAUGAUUUUUUAUGCGGUUUAAUGUACAUACCAAAAGAAGUAAUUGAUCAAGGUGUAGUUAUGCUUGCCCCUACUGUAGGAAAAUGUCUUGGCCAAAUGUGGCUUGAUGCUAUUGGUUACGGUAAUAAAAUUAAAUUAUUGACUCUUAAGCAAGACGAGCAAGUUUUAGUACACAAGUUAUACUAUGUAUCUACACUUAUUUUUGGUCAUGGUUGCACUAUUGGCGGUUUUAGGCGUCUUCGAAAUUUAAUUUUUGAUAAGUAUAAAUUAGAUCAAAUUAAACCUACAAAAUUCCAAAUAAUUAAUAGAAUUGGAAAAGAGAGAUUGAUACAUAAUGUUGAUGAACUUUUGGGAAAUUUGACGUUAUAUUGUAAAAUAGAUGAAGGUGAGAAGUGGAUCUAUACAUAUCCGAACUCAACAGACAUUAAAGAUGUUGCUAAAUUAUGGUCAGGCACAAAACUUCUUAUUGCACCUGCCGGAUCUGGAAUUUACAACUCCGUUUUCAUGGCUCCGCGAACAGGAAUGGUAAUAAUGAUGACACACAGAAUUGACAUGCCUAAUUUCCAUCUCGCCUUGGCAGGUGAGUUCUACAUGAUUGGAGUCGGACAUAAAAAGAUGGGAUUCAGAUUUACAGAAUAUAUUCCAUGUUACGCGAAACUCAUGGCAGAAAUGGCUCAAAGAGUUCUAGAUUGCAUGAAAGUUGGUAAGUACACUAACUUAGAAGGUCUUUCGGAUCCCUACAGUGGUUACGCUUCACCUUAUGGAGAAAUUGAAGAUUAUAUAUAG
Trichomonas vaginalis G3 is the source of this 1200-nucleotide messenger RNA. Its product is annotated as glycosyltransferase family. The coding region runs from base 1 to 1200 and encodes 399 amino acids. The record is from RefSeq and is a predicted model, not a curated record. Gene Ontology annotation, molecular function: glycosyltransferase activity. NCBI's taxonomy places the organism in Eukaryota, Parabasalia, Trichomonadida, Trichomonadidae. The transcript has a single exon.